This is a messenger RNA of Asparagus officinalis (garden asparagus), 1911 nucleotides long. RefSeq lists its product as uncharacterized. Lineage: Eukaryota; Viridiplantae; Streptophyta; Magnoliopsida; Asparagales; Asparagaceae. Gene Ontology annotation, cellular component: nuclear envelope. The record is from RefSeq and is a predicted model, not a curated record. The coding region runs from base 1 to 1776 and encodes 591 amino acids. The transcript has 9 exons. Gene Ontology annotation, biological process: nuclear membrane organization.
AUGUGUCAUAAAUACUAUUGGAGCCAGAGAAAUGAUGACGCCCAUAAUGCAUUUAAUGCCGCCGACGAAAUUGAGCAAGAGCAUCCUACUGUUUCUACAAUCCCUUCCAAUAAUCAGGCUUUUAAACCAAAGCAAUCAGAUGUUGCUGCUAAAAUAACACAGAAAAAAGUCGAUUCCAAAGGCGACGGCUAUGUAGAGAAUACAUGUAGUGACCAUGGGAUUACUGAAAUUGAGCAACAACUGCAACAUAAGAAGUUAUCAAGAGAUGAAACGGACCAUUUAAUAGAGUUACUGCGAUCAAGAACAACUGAUCUUUCUGAUAACAAUGGACGUGCUAGAGAAUUAAAAUUGGAAGCUUCAGAAGUUAUACUGAGUCAGAGAGAUUUAAGAAAAUCGUCGAAAGUGGAACAUGAUGUGCCAUCUGACUUUAGGAUGAUGUGGAAGCCUUCUGAACAUUCCCAAUUUACAGCAAAUGAUGUCAGCUCUUCGCCAAUUGAAAUUGCAAAAGCUUACAUGGAGGCCCAAAAAGCAGCAUCUGGGAGAUUGAAAAGUGAAAAAAAUUCCUUCUACGUUGAUAAUGUUGCAUCUGCAUCUAGGCUAUCCUUAACGCCUGCUGCUAAGUCACCCAAAUGCUGGCCAGGUGCAAUUGUGCAGAGUGAUCAUGGCUAUGUUACUCCUCAAAGAGGCAGUGUUGAACAUCAUCCUCGUACCCCUUAUUCUCGUUCUCUAUUCUCAAAAUCUACUUCCAAGUUCCAAAUUAAUUCUGAGAGACGUAACCAUUUUUUUGGACGUAACAUGAAGACGUCUCCAAGGGCAAAUUCUGUUCAGCGUGACGGCUUUGCACCACUCAGCCCUAUGCAUCGUAAUCAACAGAGAAAUAUUGAAUCCACAUCAAAAGGAGCUCGCCCGUCUAAUCUGGCAACUUCUUUCUCUUUACUGGCAAAAUCUGAUGCCUCGAGCGGCUUUUCAUCUGCCAGUGAAAGAGACAAUUCAUCAAACAAGGGGUUGGUGGAUGAAACAUCCAGAUAUGCUGCUGAUAUAACACCUGUUCAUCCACAGUCCAGUUUAAUGGCGAGAAAAAUUUUACAACACCUUGAUCGAUCUGUUCCCUCUCCAAAAGAGAAGUUACUUGAGAUAAAUCUGGCAAGGAAGGGGACUCCUCCAAAGUCAGAAGGUUUCAUCAGAGAUGGCCAGAGAGAGACAUCUGAUUUGAGCGUCGCAGAUGAGCAGAAUGCUGGCUGCUUGAUAAGAGGAGAUGCGGUUUCCCGUGAAAAAGAGGACGCACAAAAGGUUUUGUUGGGGAAAUCUAUAAGCACUUCUGAUGACAAGAUCCAACUGUCAUCACUUUCUCAAACCAGCAAACAAGACAUCUCCCUGGGCACGGCUUCUAGUUUUUCAGCAUUCAAGGCACCAAACAUAACAGAAUCUGCCACAAUCCAGCCACCAGUUAGCUUCGCUCAGAAACACAAGAGUUAUGAUAAUAACGGCUUCAGCUUUACCUUUUCUGCUCCUUCAAGUCAAGCUGCAAUUUCUGAAGCACCACCUACACCGACAAUGGCAUCAACUGCAGCUACUGACAGGACACUUGAUGCUGAUGAAGGAAAAAUCCCAUCUUUUCAUUUCGGUUCCACCAGUAACAGACUUGUUUUCUCAUUUGGCUCUGAUAUCAGCUCUUCGCAUGUUGAUGUUACAACUCCGAGUUUUAAGUUUGGGAGCGAGGAGAAGAGAUGCCUAUCUUUCAAGCCGAUCGGAAGGCAUGCCAUUUGCCAUUCGUAAACAUUGAGACAAAAACUACUAUUCUUUGCUGUUGUUUCUAUAUGAUGAUAUCCAUGUAAUGGUAUUCACAAAAUUGUUUACAUAGUAUAGAUUUUGUGUUGGUGAAAAUGGUUACCUUCGGUUUUUUUCCUGGUA